GGGCGGGGCGGGGCUGCGACACCCAGCUGGGCGGAGCCAGGCCAUGGCGACCGCAGAGCCCGGCGGGCCGGCGAUGAGGGCUGCCACCCCCGGAGCCCGGCCUGGCGGGGCCUCAGGGCACGCGGCAGGAGCUGUGGGACCGCCCUCCGGGAGGAGCGCCAGCGGAGCCCUCCGGCUGGGGGAGCGAACCCCUGCUACAGUGGAGAAGCGUGGACCGUACAUGGUGACGCGCGCGCCGUCCAUUCAGGCCAAGCUGCAGAAGCACCGGGACCUGGCCAAGGCUGUUCUGCGGAGAAAAGGCAUGCUGGGUUCCUUGCCGAACCGCCCCGACUCUUCAGGGAAAAGGUCAGUGAAGUUUAACAAGGGCUAUACUGCUCUUAGCCAGAGUCCAGAUGAAAACCUGGUGUCCCUUGAUUCUGACAGUGAUGGGGAGCUGGAAUCCAGAUACUCUUCCGGGUAUUCCUCUGCAGAGGCAAGUCCAGAGCGCCUUUCUGUGCAGGGCCAGGCUACAGGCAGCAUCACCACCACUACCAAAUGCUUGUUUGGUGCCUGCUGUGUGCACAGCACUGUACCAGACUUCCGGUCUGUUCUCCGAUCUUCCACUCUGCCCUCUUCCCCCAGCAGAGCAGGUAAACCAGGAUGUGAGCCGGCAGCUGCUACAGGAUGGGUAUCACCUGGAUGAGAUUCCAGAUGAUGAGGAUUUGGACCUCAUUCCCCCUAAGCCUAUGGCCUCCUCCACAUGCUCUUGCUGCUGGUGCUGUCUUGGGGAUUCUUCCUGUACCCUCCAGUAGCCAUAAUUCUCCAAGGUGGACCCUGCUCACCACGAGGCCUACAGAACCCUGUUGGCCCUUCAUAGCUCAGAGUGCGGUGAGAACUGCUGUCAGUUCACAAUCAUUGGAGGCACUGACUCUCUGGGAAGGUCCAUAACCUGCAGGAGAGCCCUCACCUGGUGCUUCUCAGGCCAGAGCCCCACCUCCAAUCUGGGUGAUGAGGGGAUGGAUAGAAUUCUGCAGUUUUCCUCUGUUGUUGGAGCAGUUUAGAGAAACUACUUUUAAUAAGGGCAGAAACAGGAUUUUCGACUAACAGGUGGCUAAGAAAACCAAUUGCAGAGAUCUUUAUUGGUAUUUGUCAUGGUGCUGUAUGGAAGAGGAAAAGAGCUUUUGAGUUCAGGUUGUGCUGUAGAUGUGUGGAGGCAGGAGACACCACUUUACAGCCUGUAGCGAGGAAUUUCAAAUUUUUAACCAGUACAAAGAAUUCCGUGUUUUCCUCCUCUUCCCAACUCUAAGGUGGAUUAAGGAAGCACUGAUGUGGGAAUGUGAGGCUGCCUUUUGGGCAGCAAUUAUUUCUGUUCCAUAUCCUGGCUUAUAAUCCUCUCCUCUGUUCUCUUGUCUUACCAAGACAGCAAAGUAAUUCCCUUUUGUCCUCUUCAUAUUACAUCUGUCCGGCUGUGGCAGUAAAUAUAACAGGUUGCUUAAUGACACAUCAGGAUCAUGGCUUUCAGAACACUGUACCAGUUCAGUGUCUGUGUAAGUUUAGUAACUCAUUCAGCCAGGACAGUGUACCAGUUCAGUGUCUAAGUUUAGUAACUCAUUCAGCCCUUCCCUAGAGAAAAACUGGUCCAUCAUGUACAUAUUCAUUCAUUUAUAUUUCCUUGGUCUGAGCUAGCUUCUCCACCCAGUCUUUGAGCUGGAAGAUUGGCUUGGAAGUACUGGCACUGGCUCUAGAAGCCUGAAGUUUUCAUGAUUACCAGCAGAGGGAGCUGCAAAGGCAGAGUGCCUUCCUAUUUGUUGCUUUUUAAAGUUGUGGGAAGUGGUAGAGUGAGUGUUCUGCUGGUGCUGCUUUGUGGUCUUUGGCCUAGACUGCAGCUCUCAGAAUUGGGAGGAGAGACCAAAGCUAGAAACCAGGUCUCUGCCUGAAAUCAGCCCACCAUUACACAGAGCCUCCCCUGUAGUACAGUCCAUUGUGGAGCCAGAUUCCUCUGCCCCAGCCUCACAGUGGAUGCUCAGGAUUCGACUUUAUGGACUGGGGGUGUAGGAGCAUUUACAUAGCAUGUGUGAAUCCCUGGAUUCAACCCCUAGCUCUGCCAAAAAUAAAAGAUUGGGCUUUAAGGCAAACCACAGUGUGAACCUAGCCUCUCUUGGCCCCGGCCUGAACAUAGCAGAAACAGGCAUAAUUCCCCCUGUUGCCCCCACUGGAUAAUUUCUUGUUAUACGUAGCCUCUUAUUGGAAUUUAGUUUUUCACUGCUCCUCAUCCAUUUUUUUUUUCCACCUCACCCAGGACCAUGGUGAGGUGGGAUGGACAGGGUUCUCAGCUCAAGGGGCAUAGGAUUAGGAUAUGGGUCCCAUGCAAAAGUGUCCAAGUUCUUGCUUUACAUAAUGUCCUGUGACCACUACAGGACAUGGUAUGGUAUCCCUACCACAAGAGGUGACUAGGAGACUGAGAAGUUAGAUAUAAAAUAUACCUUAGCAUUUGUUGGACAACUAUCCUCAAGGUCAUCCUAAUAGAGCUUGAUUGUUUUUCUCAAACUGGAAGGUUGACAGGAGCUUACAGUAUUCAGAGGCUGUGAUUAAUUUACUCUGCUAACUCGCAGCAUUCUAGAAGGGAGAUAGAUCGGAGACCAGAGGUAUAUCACCUUGGGGUCUGGGGACAGAGGAGGCAGAUGGUUUUUCUGUUCUGGAAUGAGACUCUGCAACUUUACCAAGGUGCCCAACAUUCAGAGCAAGGAACAUCAGCAUCUCCAUUCUGAACCUCUUACCCCACCAGUUAGUUUCUAGGCCUUCAGGUGUCUAUGGAGGGGAAGAGCAGAUGUGGACGGUAUAGAUUUGGUGAUAGUGGUGGGGACUUAGUGAGGGCAGAAGGUAGCUGUGGAAGCCAGGUAUGGAUCCAUAUUUCUGUGGGAGGCUUGGUUAGGACAGAUUUAUUACCUGGGCAUUUGGCAGCUGCUGGGAGGUGGCAGGACCCCCAAAUCACACCCUCUGGGUAAAUUGUUGCUGUAAUCAACACUGGGGCACUUGGCUGCAAUUCUCCCUGGAAGGGAUGUUCCACAGUUGGGCAACUCUGUAGGAAUUACGUGUGGAGAAAGCUGCAGGAAUAUGGAGCAGGAGACAACUUGUAUUAAGGUGGGACAGAAAUGGUGAGUUUGGGGUCAAGGGCCACAGACCAAAAUACCACCAGUAAAGGCUCUAAGUUGCUCAGAGCCAAAUAGCCUUAAUUCAGAGUGCUGGAUGUUAUUAUGCAGGUGACAGUCCCCUAUGGAGAGGGGUGCAUCUAGGCUUCCCUCACAGACAGGAAUGGUUCCAUCUGGUAUUUACACAGUGCUCUACAGACCUCUUGGCUUGUACUUAUACACCCUUGUACGUUUAAUAAGAAUAAAUGCAGUCAUGCUAGUUGA
Ictidomys tridecemlineatus (thirteen-lined ground squirrel) is the source of this 3392-nucleotide messenger RNA. NCBI's taxonomy places the organism in Eukaryota, Metazoa, Chordata, Mammalia, Rodentia, Sciuridae. The record is from RefSeq and is a predicted model, not a curated record.